ACGAUGACUUCUACACAGUUUGUCUUCUGGCUAACAUGUUUGUUUUUAGGGGAAACAGUCCAUCUGACAUGGUCCACAUCUGUUGAACAAGAGAGGGGUUUUAUUUCAGCUGAUGUUGGUGAAGACGUGACUUUCCAGUGUUUUUAUAAAGGAAGGGAUUCAGCCUGGCUUUUCUGGUACAUUCAAACUCUGGGACAGAAACCAAGGCUCAUCUCUGAGUUCUAUGUGUUUGAUACAAAAUUCACUUUUAAAAAUGAAUUCCAUAACAAUCCACGCUUCACUCUUGAUAUAAACAAACCUUCAUUUCAUUUAAAGAUCUCAGACGUUAAGCUGUCAGACUCAGCUACGUACUACUGUGCUGCUAGUUAUGCAGCAGUCCUGACUUUUGCUGAAGAUACCACACUCAGAGUAAAAGAUUCAGGAUCUGGCAUCCCAGCUUCAGUCCAUCAACCAGAAUCUGAGACCAUCCAGCCAGGAGGCUCUAAGACUCUGAACUGUACAGUACAUACUGGGACCUGUGAUGGAGAACACAGUGUUUACUGGUUCAGAGACUCUGGAGAAUCACAUCCAGGACUCGUUUACAGCGGCGGAGGCAGGAAUGAUCAGUGUCAGAGAAACCCCAACACACAAACACACACCUGUGUGUACAGUUUACCAAUGGAAAACCUGAACAUGUUCAAUGCUGGAACCUACUACUGUGCUGUUGUCUCAUGUGGACACAUCAUGUUUGGAAACGGGACCAAACUGGACUUUGAGUAUGACGGCUUCGGUGUUCAUUUGUGGAUGGCAGCCUUUGCAUUCACCUCCAUCCUGAAUGUUUUACUGGCUUUCUUGGUGUUCAUGAUGAACAAGUCAAACAGCAGCAAAUCUUCAGAGUGUGAAGCAUCAGGUCUCCUCACAGCUGAUGUAAAGGGUUACCAACAUGCAGAAAUCAUCAAACAUGUCAACCUGACCCACAGAUCAAAAAGACAGAGGGACCCCUCCUGCAGCGAAUGUGUUUACUAUGUUAAUGUAAAGCUGUAAAGCUUCAUCUUUUGUGUGUUUUACAGUAGAAAGGUUUUCUGUCUCUGGAGGUGUUUAGUUUUUCUCUUCUGGCUUGAGCAUCUAUACUGCUGAAUGCAUGUUGAGGUAUCAAGCUGUAGGGGUGAAGCAGGUCAGUAUUGAUAAACAGUGUAAUAUUUUUAGUGAGGGAAUCUUUUCUGCUGAUAAAAUGAUGCAGAAGAAGCUAUCAACCAUGAGCUUUGGAGAACAAGAUUUUCAGAUUACUUAUUAUAAUGUGUGCUCAUAGUGUCUAAACAAAAUCAUAAUUAUGAGUUUUUAUGAGUUUAUGUCACUGAUGAUCAGUAAAACUGAGCUUUGUUUGUUUUUUGUUUGUUGAGUCCAUUGUACAAUCAGCCAUCUGUGUAGUGGUGUAGCACCAUGGUCAUUAGAGAAUGAUUUCUAAGAAAUGUUUAGUGUGAACUGACCGACAUCUGGUUUAACUUCAGAGUGUAAGUGAAUGCAGCAUGUAAUGUUCUUUAUGUUCUACAUGAUACUGAUCUAUGUCAAAGAUCACCAACCUCUUGGUCCAGUGUCCUGAAAGUUUUAGAUAUUCCCCUGCAGAGGUGAAUCUC
This is a messenger RNA of Melanotaenia boesemani (Boeseman's rainbowfish), 1613 nucleotides long. RefSeq names its product immunoglobulin kappa light chain-like. The transcript has 5 exons. NCBI's taxonomy places the organism in Eukaryota, Metazoa, Chordata, Actinopteri, Atheriniformes, Melanotaeniidae. The record is from RefSeq and is a predicted model, not a curated record. Gene Ontology annotation, biological process: response to bacterium. Bases 4 to 1023 code for a protein of 339 amino acids.